CUCAAAGCCAAGUACAAGUAUCAAACAUCCAAGAUGGAAUUUAAAUUCAAAACGAAACCCAAGAUUUCAAUCUGAUUCAAAACAAAAUCAAGCUUCAUAUCAAGUCGUCUCGGGUGAUCGGAAUGGGAAAACGUAUUUGUGGAGUUGGAGAAUGGAUGAUUUGGAUGGGUUGGAGGUUGGAUCUUGUAUGAAACCUCCAUUGAUGUGUUUACAAGAGUCAGGUGCAUUAGUGACAUCCAUUUUGAUCACACCCAUGUUAAUUGCAAUAGGAGGGCAAGAUGGAAUGACUAAAGUAUAUGAUGCUUUAACGGGAGAACUGUUAAGAUUGUUUGGUGAUAAGAAAACUUGUAAAGAAAGAAGCAGAAUGUCACAACGAACAAGUGGUGGUUCGGAAACAGAAUUGAAUGAGAUCCAUCAACGGUUUAAGGUUACAACGAUCGGAUUGGAUCAUGAUUCGAUUUUCAUUGGGUUGGGUGAAUUGAUGAUGGUUUGGAAGAUUGAUCGGAUUCAUCAACCUAAGCCAAAGAAAGAUUUGCGUAGUAAAGUGCCAGGACGGGUGGUGAGUAAACGAAUAGGAUCAUCCAAUUUUCGAGAGAUUCAAGAUGAAGUGAUUGAUACUCAAGAGAUAGAUAGGAUUAAAUUAGAAUCUAAAGAGAAAGAAGAAGAAUUGAAAAGAAGAUAUUAUGGAGAGUUUAGUGAAUGGAUGAAUGAAGAAGAAUUGAUUGAGUAUAUGAAGAUGAUUUCGAUUGAAGAGAAUGGGAAUAGAAUUGAAGGUGAUGAAGAAUGGGAAACAUGGAAAGAAACAGAAGUAGUAGGAAUAGAAGAGAGAGAUGGAAGAAGUGAUGUAGAUGAAAGUAGUUUGGUGAUGAGAGCUAGUGGGAGUGGUGACGGUGAGUUUGAAGGGUUGAAGGAUGAAUUGAAUUUAGAUGAUUGGCCAUUGAUGAUAGAAGGUAGAGGUGCUAGAGAGAGAAGAGGAUCGAAUGGGAAUAGUCCAUGGAAGAAGAAGAAGAGAUGGAUUCAAGUUGAUUGAGAUGUGUAUGAGUGAUGAUAAGAUGUAGUAUUAGUAUGUAUGUAGUUGAGAUUGAGAUCUGAUUGUGUAGAUCUGAUUGGAAUCUGAUCUGAUGGAUGAUUUGAAUCUUGACUUGAUUUUAAUUUUAAUUUAUAUGUAAUUUAAAUUAAACUUAAAUUGGAUUGGAUCGAUAGUCCUUGAAAAUCGAACAAAAGUCAAUAUAAAAAGGUGGAUUGAUCGAGUUUGGAAAUAGUUCUUUCAGAUUUUUAAAAUUCACU
Molecule: messenger RNA, 1287 nt
Organism: Melampsora larici-populina 98AG31
Lineage: Eukaryota; Fungi; Basidiomycota; Pucciniomycetes; Pucciniales; Melampsoraceae
Exons: 4
Coding region: 152-1030 (292 amino acids)
Source: RefSeq, a predicted model, not a curated record